UGUGAGCUUGUACUUGUGCCUCUGUGUGCUGGGCACGACCGUGCGCGCCGAUGCUCACCUGUCUUUGCACGGGCACAUGCACACACUGCCUUGUGAAAGCGCUUCGGCGUUAGGGAUCCCUGUGCUUCUAUGUACCUGGGUUUCUUUGCAUGGGGGGACACAUCCCCUAGGCAGCAUCAUGGGCAUGUGAGUGACAGACGCAUAUCUAAGUUAGCAUGCAAGAUUAGAAGCAGAAGGGCGUCCUGGAGGAGUCUGAAGUGCGCUUCUAACUGGAUUCACAUGUUUUUCCACGCGCCGCUGAACAGAAUGUACCUUUGUGUCAGCAUGAGCUGAAAAGGGAAACGCAGCCUCUGGAGCUGGAGUGGGACUGUGUGGAAUUCUGGAACAUUUCUCACUGCUCAACCACAGCCUGUUGAAGCUGGGAAGCGCUUUGGAUAUUUUUCAGUCCAGCCCUUUGUCUAACAAAUAAGGAAACUGAGGCCCCCAGAAAAGAGGCUGGCUAAGCUUGCUAUCCCAAGUGCUCUCUACUUUCUCUACUUAAUCCUCUCAAUCGUUUGAGGCAGGUGAUAGUAAUUCCCUUUUACAGACAAGAAAAGUGAGGCCUGUCACACCAGAAGAAAAAGGUAUCAGCAGGGAUUUCCGCCCACUCUGCCCAACUUCAAUGUUCACGGUCGUCCUUCCACGCAGGGCUCUUCCAAGUGUAGCCCUGGGAGCCCAGGGGUCCUUGAGAACCUUUCAGGGAGUCUCUGAGGAACCCAAGACCUUCACCUGAUUGGUGUGAGCACUCCAGGAAGUGGGCACCCUCCCUCAGCCCUCAAGCAAGCAAAAAUGAGUUUAAAAAAGAAGGAGAAGAAGCAGCAGAAGCAGCAGCCACAGAGCUUGUGACAGCUACAGCCUAAGAGCAACAGGCAGGGGAGACCAAGGACCAGAAAGAGCAGAGGCUUUUUUAAAGAAAGAGACCCCUCUCCCGGCACCCAGCGAUGGCAGCAAGCCCCACCCACAGUGCCUGCUAAGAACAAGUCCCACGUGAGGACAACACGGCCCCCCGAGAUGCCCACAGGGACCCCGAGAUGCCUGCAGUGCUUGGCUCUCCCGCUGGCCGGCUGCCCACCUGGCUCAGGCCCAGUACUCACCCUGGUCACACCUGGGAGAGGAGGAGACAAGAGCAUAGCACCUGCAGCAAGAUGGAUGUGGGCAGCAAAGAGGUCCUGAUGGAGAGCCCGCCGGUUCUGGAGAUGAGCAUUGGGGCACCAGAAGCCCAGCAACGCCUGGCCCUGAGUGAGCACCUGGGUGCCACGGCCACCUUCUCCAUUGGCUCUACUGGCCUCGUGGUGUAUGACUACCAGCGGCUCCUGAUCACCUACAAGCCAGCCCCUGGCACCUGCUGCUACAUCAUGAAGAUUGCUCCAGAGAGCAUCCCCAGUCUUGAGGCUCUCACUAGAAAAGUCCAGAACUUCCAGAUGGAAUGCUCUCUGCAGGCCAAGCCCGCAGUGCCUACUUCUAAGCUGGGCCAGGCAGAGGGGCGAGAUGCAGGCUCAGCACCCUCCGGAGGGGACCCGGCCUUCCUGGGCAUGGCCGUGAGCACCCUGUGUGGCGAGGUGCCGCUCUACUACAUCUAGGACGCCUCAGGUGAGCAGGUGUGAUCCCAGGGCCCCUGAUCAGCAGCGGAGGAGCGCUCUGGCCAUCUGCCCGGGCUGUGGAGGAGCGCUUGCGCUGACCAGGUGCUGGGGCGUCCACUGAAACGGGGUUAUCCAGGGAGCUCAGGGGAGGGGAAGCUCACAGGCCGGUACUUCCCACUCCCC
Molecule: messenger RNA, 1802 nt
Organism: Symphalangus syndactylus (siamang)
Lineage: Eukaryota; Metazoa; Chordata; Mammalia; Primates; Hylobatidae
Gene: SFTPC
Product: surfactant protein C
Biological process (GO): respiratory gaseous exchange by respiratory system
Cellular component (GO): alveolar lamellar body; extracellular region
Source: RefSeq, a predicted model, not a curated record